Molecule: messenger RNA, 2643 nt
Organism: Metarhizium brunneum ARSEF 3297
Lineage: Eukaryota; Fungi; Ascomycota; Sordariomycetes; Hypocreales; Clavicipitaceae
Cellular component (GO): microtubule organizing center
Source: RefSeq, a predicted model, not a curated record
AUGCACCGAUAUCACCACAGUCGGUGCGGUACGGGUUCGCCCCAACCCAUGUCGCGACCGACACCUCCUCUCUCGAGGCAAGAGAGUGUCGAGUCCACUCGACAAAUCGCCCUUUCCUCAUUCUUGCAGGAAAAGCUACAGAAGGAACGCAGGGCUGAAAGUGAGAAGCUUAAUCAGUCACAAUCAUCUCUGCCCAGAUCAAAUCCGGACAUGAGUGUAUCAGCUGAUCUCAGGCGAACACCGAGUUCCCCUUUCAAGACAAGCAUGGAGGGAAACAGGCCACAAUCAAGCGCUGGCACUGAUCAGGGCAAGAAGAAAGGUCUGGGUGUCAAGGAAAUGGAAAAGGUGAUAUCAAACUUGCAUAAGCAAAAUUUCGACUUGAAACUCGAGCUUUACCACAGGCGCGAGAGGCAGACUACACUAGAGGAGCGCGUCGACGCUAUGGAAAGCGAUAGACAGCGCAUGGAGGAAGUCAACGACAAAUUACUGAUUGAGCUAGAGAAGCGUGACAAAGCUGUCGAGGAGGCGGUUGCGAUGAUUGUCACUUUGGAGGCAAAAGUGGACCAGUUGUUUCGUGAGCGAGCUAUGGUGCACCGAAUUGAGAAUGAAGGCUUCUUUUGCCCCCGCGAUUAUGACAACAUGGGCUACAAGACUCCUGUCCCCCAUAGUACAGGGCCAGACACUAUGAGGAUGGAAGAGGAUGCCAAGGUUGUCAAUCGCAUGCCCAGCUUCUUGUCUGACCAUAGUGAGACGACGCAAAAUCUUCGCAACGUGUAUCUGGGGACCCAAGCUAGCAUGCUGAGUUUGACGAGGGUGACUGAAGGCUCUCCGGAAACUGAUAAUGUGCAAGCAUUGGGGAGCCCGACCCUCAGUGUGCUGAGCGAGAGCUCUUUUGUGAGUGUUUAUGGCCGAAAGGACAAGGUCAUGGACGCCAGCCAGAUCGCUGCUGAUGUUGAUGAGACUUUGGUUCUAGAUGGCGCGGACUCAAGUUAUACCAAGGAAAGGAAUGGCAAGCAACCAUCGCGCAACCACUGUCGAUCGGUGUCAUCGAGUAAGACAGCAGACUCCCGAGCUAGUUCUACAGGACACUUCCAAUCCAUUACAGAUGUUAUCGCCGGCUCACCUCUGCAACGCCUGGAACAACUCGACACGUCGUAUGGACCUAAUAGGGAAUCAGGCCAUCACCCUCGAAGUCAAAUAAAAGAUUAUUCAAAAGGCCAGCUGCUGCCUGACAAGAAACCAUUUGGUCUUGGAAGUAUUAAGCAAGAUAAACACGAUGCUCUGCGUAGAGUAACAACUGACGGACAAGGCGGCGUACGACUGCAUGAUCAAGCGCUCCCUCCCACGCCGGAUACGACGUCGAGCUCGAUGCUCCGCAGGUUCAAGGACUCCAAUGACACACUCUCACAACAGGACCUGAACGAAGAGAACAGCAAUGGAGUUGUAUUAAAUCACCUUGGUUCUCAAGGCGGCAGCCAGCACAAUCAUCAGUUGGCAGCAGUACCGAACGAGCUCCCCGAAGAAGCAGACAGUUGGGCUUCGCCUAGUAAACGAGCUAUUGACUUGCUUUUCGAACACCGAGGGCCUCCUAUUCCUCGCCCACGAUCUGCAGACGAAUCCACUGCAUCUCAUAGGAGAGGCAAAGGCUGGGAUAGCGACGAUGACGAUUCGGAUGCACACUCGCUUCAAUCGAGUCUUGAUAUCUGGAUGCGCGAGAGCGCACAACCUUCGAGAAAUAGAAGCCGUGCAUCGCCAGAUCUAUUUAGUUUCCCGACGGGCUCAUCGAAGGGAGGCUGGGCAAUGUCAUCCACUUUCAAACAAAACAGUGAACUGGCUGAAAAUGCGCCACUGCCCCCAGGAUUUGACUAUAUGCGCGAUCUUUUCUCUGUGAGACAAGGCCUUUUUGCCGGUACUGCACCACCACCACCCAAUAGAAGGUCUAGCCUACAUGCACAAACUGGGUCAACACCAGAACCAGCGACAUCACAAGGGGCAAAUAAUCAAGGGGUUGAUCAGGGUCCUCCUUCGACCGCACGUCGUCGAAGCUGCCACAGCAGGCAGAAUAGCGUAGACUUGGGAAAGAGAGAUGAUAUGAGAACACCGGUUCAGAGAGACCAAUUUGCAUCGCCGCCUCAACCUAAUAGCGACCAGAAACCGAAGCAUUAUCCUCCAAUUGCGGGACAGCAGCAUGGAGCUCGAACUGGCCUCAACAGACUUUUCCGACGAUCUACCAGUGCUGCCCCUCCUGGACCAAGCUCUGAACAAUCCAACCCUGUGGAAACAGCCGUCUCUGAACAAUCCAAGAGCUUUCCUACUAUAGGCAUCCCAUCGUGGGCAAGUCGACAUUCCGCGGUGGACGACGACAGGUCGGGGGCUACUCCGCCACCGAUUAUGCUCAACCCUCGUCAAGGUCGGCGGCACACAUUGGGGGCAGAAGGGGAGACAGAGAAGUCACCAGCACAGGAUCUCAGCCGCAGCAUGACGCCUGGUCCAACGCUUGCGGCCGCCGCCACAGCCAGUGCUCCAUCGACCGAUAUAGAAAACAGUCCAGCAGCGGCGGCGGCGGCGUCGUCGUCUUCGGGUCGAAGGAGAUGGUUGCCUGGCUUUGCACGCACAAAUAACUUGAAGAACAAGGCAGGUUAG